Molecule: messenger RNA, 338 nt
Organism: Amoebophrya sp. A25
Lineage: Eukaryota; Dinophyceae; Syndiniales; Amoebophryaceae
Source: the annotation of a GenBank genome assembly
GAGCUUGUGGCCACGAUAGACCGAGCGCCGAAGUUGAAUGUCACGAAUCGAGACUUUUGGAUGCGAGCAGCCGAUGCCUGUCGCAGUGCUCAUUUAUCUUUCAAUCCGAAACAACUGACUGCACUAGUGAAUGCGUUUAUGCAAGUUAUGUCGGGGUCAGCGUUUGUCUUUUAUCUCGCUCAGCAUCGUCUACUUGGUAACGACCUUUUCUCACGAAGUUGUAGAACUAAAAGAGAAAAGAUACGAUCAAGAGCAAGGGACCGAGAAGAUGGAUUCAAAGCACACUCUAAGAAAGGAAGGCAUUAUGACAGGCAUUUGCUGAGCAGUCUCUGUCAGGC